Paecilomyces variotii is the source of this 1611-nucleotide messenger RNA. Its product is annotated as aminonitrophenyl propanediol resistance protein. Bases 22 to 1455 code for a protein of 477 amino acids. The transcript has 4 exons. Gene Ontology annotation, cellular component: mannan polymerase complex. Gene Ontology annotation, biological process: cell wall mannoprotein biosynthetic process; protein N-linked glycosylation. NCBI's taxonomy places the organism in Eukaryota, Fungi, Ascomycota, Eurotiomycetes, Eurotiales, Thermoascaceae. Gene Ontology annotation, molecular function: alpha-1,6-mannosyltransferase activity. The record is from RefSeq and is a predicted model, not a curated record.
CAUGUUCUUGAUGCUGGGGAAAUGAACAGGCAUCCCGCCUAUAAAGCUGGCUAUACCGCCUAUCCUCGUGGUGGGGAGGGCGGUACCUUUUCUAUAUCUCCCCAUAGCAGAUUCCAGCCUCGGUCGCAGCCGGCUCUUCGACGUCGAAAACAACUAAUUCAACGACUUUGCAUCAUUGGCGGAAUUUCGUUAGUCUGUUUGAUUCUAAUAUUCCCGUCAUGGAGAGCAGCUUUUCUCCCUGCUGUGUCUCUUGGUCUUCUCUCAUCUGCGGAAGACGUUCAGUUGGAGACAGUGCGAUACUAUGAUCUCUCCAACGUCCAGGGAACAGCAAGGGGAUGGGAGCGCGAAGAGCGCGUUCUGUUGUGCACUCCCCUGAGAGAUGCGGCAGCCCAUCUACCGAUGUUCUUCUCUCACAUGCGCAACUUUACAUACCCUCACAACUUGAUUGACCUGGCAUUCUUGGUUUCUGACUCCAAGGACAACACAUUGGAGCUGUUGUCCUCGAUGCUACAGGAACUGCAAGAUGACCCGGAUCCUAAGAUGCAAUUCGGAGAGAUCUCGGUGAUCGAGAAGGAUUUUGGCCAGAAAGUGAACCAGGAUGUGGAGAGCAGACAUGGUUUCGCUGCGCAGGCUGGCCGAAGGAAGUUGAUGGCUCAAGCGCGAAAUUGGCUAUUGAGCGCCACGCUGCGCCCGACUCAUAGUUGGGUCUACUGGAGAGAUGCAGAUGUCGAGACAGCACCCUUCACCAUUUUGGAAGACUUGAUGAGGCAUAAUAAAGAUGUCAUCGUGCCGAAUGUUUGGCGACCUCUCCCAGAUUGGCUGGGCGGCGAGCAACCGUACGAUUUGAAUUCAUGGCAGGAAUCGGAGACGGCCCUGGCACUCGCAGACACGUUGGAUGAAGAUGCGGUGAUUGUUGAGGGAUAUGCGGAAUACGCAACAUGGCGGCCGCAUUUGGCAUAUCUUCGGGAUCCUUAUGGUGACCCUGAUAUGGAAAUGGAGAUUGAUGGCGUCGGAGGCGUCAGUAUCUUGGCGAAGGCAAAAGUCUUCCGUUCUGGUGCCCACUUCCCUGCAUUCAGUUUUGAGAAACAUGCUGAAACCGAGGCAUUUGGGAAGAUGUGCAAGCGUAUGGGAUUCUCUGUCGUCGGCCUUCCGCACUAUACAAUCUGGCAUUUGUAUGAGCCCAGCGUUGAUGAUAUCCGACACAUGGAGGAGAUGGAACAAGAGCGGAAGGCGCGUGAAGCUGAGGAGAAAGAGAGGGAAGAAAGGCAAAAGAAGAUCAAGGAGCUGUUCAAAGACACCACCGCUGAGUGGGAGAAAGAUGGCGCAGUGGUCCACGAAAUGGCACAGAAAGAGCAACAAGAACAGGCAACAAAGGAAGAGACAAAGAAGGGCUCUGAAGAGGGAUCCGCUGAAAAGCCAGAAAAGGAGAAACCGGCAGAUGAUGAAAAGCAAUGAGAAAUGUCCUUUUAGCCUUUCUGUAAGUCAUUCUUCUUUCAUUUUCACCCCAAGUCUGUGCUAGCUAGGGCAUUUCAACCUGUCCAGUUCUCAGCCGGAGUCUCUUCCUAUAGACACUAUCGUUUAGAUGCUAACUAAGAUCAGACAACUCCCUCC